This is a messenger RNA of Meriones unguiculatus (Mongolian gerbil), 5631 nucleotides long. It is a transcript of the gene Tshz1, whose product is annotated as teashirt zinc finger homeobox 1. The record is from RefSeq and is a predicted model, not a curated record. Gene Ontology annotation, biological process: regulation of transcription by RNA polymerase II. Lineage: Eukaryota; Metazoa; Chordata; Mammalia; Rodentia; Muridae. Gene Ontology annotation, molecular function: DNA-binding transcription factor activity, RNA polymerase II-specific; DNA binding. Gene Ontology annotation, cellular component: nucleus.
AAAAGUGAGGCAGGAAAGCAGCUCGAUGUGUCUGUCUAUCAGUUGAGACUGUCUGAAAGCUCUGCGAUCCGAAUGUGUGUUAUAUUUCACUGAAAAGAGGAGAGAGGGAGAGCGCAUCUCCUCUCUCCCAGGAGUUUGGGGGGGACAGCGCGCGCUCACCUCGCCCACCCAGCAAACGUCCGUCCUUCGCCCCCUCGGCGCGCACUCCCGGGUCGUCGCCGGCUCAUUUUUUUGAAGGGGGUGUGUGGGUUUUUUUUUUUUUUUUUAUUUUGUGUGUGCUUUUCGAAUUUUUAUUUUUCCGCUGGAAGAUCGAGAGCGGCCGAAGACCCACGAUCCGGCGCGUUCGCCUCGGACUUGUCCUCGGGAGCGGCGGCCGGGGCCGGCCCGGGGGGCGGCGCGGGGCGCGGAGCGGCGGCCCGGCGGUGACACCGUUUGAUCUGUGACUGUUGGGAAGGUGGAGCGGCGCUGACAUCUCCCCCGGCGGCGCAUGUACGUACAGGGGCUUCACUCCUGUCCUGUCUGCUUUCUUCCUCCUAGACCGAGGGCGCGGAGGCACGGACAGCCGGCCGGCCUGGCCGGCGCACAAUGAGACAGCCGCCCGCCGCGCACUAGAGCGCCCGCCGCCGCGACCCCCCUCCGCCGGCCCGCGGGGCCCGACAAAGUUGCGCGCCCGGACAGCGGCCGCCAGCACCGCGCCGCGCCGGCGCCCGGACAGCGGCCGCCCAGCACCGCGCCGCGCCGGCGGCAUGCAGCGCGGGCCGCGGGCCGGCCCUCCGAGCGCCCGCCGCUGCGCCCGCGGCCCGCGCCGGGGAUGACUGCGGGCUCGGCGCCCAGGCCCCGCGCGCUCCGCCCGCAGCCCGGCGGCCCGGGAGCGGCCGGCCGCUGAGCGGCCCGGGGACGCGGCGGUCCAUGCGAGCGGCGCCCGGCGGCCGCGGCGCGCCCGGAGCCCGGAGCCCGCGGGGACGAGGCCGAAGUUGGGCGCGCCGCGGAGUUGCGCCCCCCGCGCCCCGCGAACUCCGGCGGCGGCCGAGGCCACGGCUGCGGCGGCCCGAGCAGCAUGCCGAGGAGGAAGCAGCAGGCCCCCCGGCGCUCGGCAGCUUAUGUUCCCGAGGAAGAACUGAAGGCAGCCGAAACAGAUGAGGAGCACGUGGAGGGUGGCGGACUGUCUUUGGACAUUCAGGAGAGCGAAUUCGUGUGCAAUGAAGAGACAGAGAUCAAAGAGGCCCAGAGCUACCAGAAUUCGCCCGUCAGCACUGCCACCAAUCAAGACGCUGGCUACGGGUCGCCCUUCAGUGAGGGCAGCGACCAGCUGGCCCACUUUAAAAGCUCCUCCUCCAGAGAGGAGAAGGAGGAGCCCCAGUGUCCUGACAGUGUCUCCUACCCCCAGGACAGCUUGGCACAAAUCAAAGCCGUGUAUGCGAACUUGUUCUCAGAGUCCUGCUGGUCUAGCCUAGCUUUGGAUUUAAAGAAGUCCAGUUUGACCACCAGCAACAAUGAUGCCAGCCAGAAGGAGAGCUCCACGCCCACCCCCACGCCCCCGACCAGCACCGCCAGCACCGCCUCCACCACGGCUACCACAGCCGUCACCAGCUGCACCACCAGUACCAGCAGCAGCUCAGGCUAUGACUGGCACCAGGCCGCCCUGGCCAAGACGCUGCAGCAGAGCUCGCCCUACGGCCUGCUGCCCGAGCCCAGCCUCUUCAGCACCGUGCAGCUGUACCGGCAGAACAACAAGCUGUAUGGCUCCGUCUUUACUGGCGCCAGCAAGUUCCGGUGCAAAGACUGCAGCGCGGCCUACGACACGCUGGUGGAACUUACGGUACACAUGAACGAGACGGGCCACUACCGGGAUGACAACAGGGACAAGGACUCCGAGAAGACCAAGCGCUGGUCCAAGCCCAGGAAGCGCUCCCUGAUGGAGAUGGAGGGGAAGGAAGACGCGCAGAAGGUGCUAAAGUGCAUGUACUGUGGCCACUCCUUCGAGUCCCUGCAGGACCUUAGCGUCCACAUGAUCAAAACAAAGCAUUACCAGAAAGUGCCUCUGAAGGAGCCCGUGCCAGCCAUCACCAAGCUGGUCCCUUCCACCAAGAAGCGAGCCCUCCAGGACCUGGCAUCCCCGUGCUCCCCGGAGCCCACGGGCAUGGCCACGGAGGUUGCGCUGAGUGAGUCGGCCAAGGACCAGAAAACGGCCAACCCCUAUGUGACACCCAACAACCGCUAUGGCUACCAGAACGGUGCUAGUUACACAUGGCAGUUUGAGGCCCGGAAGGCCCAGAUCCUCAAGUGCAUGGAGUGCGGCAGCUCCCAUGACACCCUGCAGCAGCUCACAGCCCACAUGAUGGUCACCGGCCACUUCCUCAAGGUGACCACCUCCGCCUCCAAGAAAGGGAAACAGCUGGUGCUGGACCCUGUGGUGGAAGAGAAGAUCCAGUCCAUCCCCCUGCCCCCAACCACUCACACCCGGCUGCCGGCCUCCAGCAUCAAGAAACAGCCAGACUCCCCUGCAGGCCCCGCAGCCUCAGAGGAAAAGAAGGAGCCUGAGAAGGAGAAGGAGAAGGAGAAAGAGAAAGAGAAAGCUCCCCUGGCUGCUGGGGACACGGAGAGAAAAAUCAAGGAGGAGGCUGACGAGUGUCCUGAGAAGUUUGAGCCCACCGCCCUGUACCAGUACCUGCGUGAGGAAGACCUGGAGGACAGCCCCAAGGGGGGAGUUGAUAUCCUGAAGUCCCUUGAGAACACCGUGUCCACGGCCAUCAGUAAAGCCCAGAACGGCGCACCAUCGUGGGGCGGCUACCCCAGCAUCCACGCGGCCUACCAGCUGCCCGGCACGGUGAAGCCGCUGCAGGCGGGCGUGCAGAGUGUGCAGAUCCAGCCGUCCUACGCCAGCAGCGUCAAGUCGCUCUCUUCCACAGAGCACAGCGCCCUCCUACACUCCCCUGGGAGCCUGACGCCCCCUCCCCACAAGAGCAACGUGUCCGCCAUGGAGGAGUUGGUGGAGAAGGUCACCGGCAAGGUCAGCGUCAAGAAGGAGGAGAGGCCCACUGAGAAGGAGAAGCCGUCCCCCGUCAAGGCCGCCUCCCCCGUGGCCAAGGAGAACAAAGAUCUUCCUAAGCCGGAGGAGACAGGGAGCAAGCCACCGAAGAAGGGCUCGGACACGGAGAGCGGGAAGGCCAAGAAGGAGGGCCUGCUGGAUGGCCACACCCCAAACGGCACGGAGCCUCCUAAAGCCAAGGUCACCAACGGCUGCAGCAGCCUGGGCAUCAUCACAGACCACUCGCCGGAGCCGUCCUUCAUCAACCCGCUGAGCGCCCUGCAGUCCAUCAUGAACACCCACCUGGGGAAGGUGUCCAAGCCCGUGAGCCCCUCCCUGGACCCGCUGGCCAUGCUCUACAAGAUCAGCAACAGCAUGCUGGACAAGCCCGUUUACCCUCCACCCCCCGCCAAGCAGGCCGAUGCCAUCGACCGCUACUACUACGAGAACAGCGACCAGCCCAUCGAUCUGACCAAGGCCAAGAGCAAGCCGCUGGGCUCGGGCCUGGCCGACGCCGUGGCCUCGCCGCUGCGGGAGAGUGCCCUCAUGGAUAUCUCGGACAUGGUGAAGAACCUGACGGGCCGCCUGACCCCCAAGUCCUCCACGCCGUCCACGGUGUCCGAGAAGUCGGAUGCGGACGGCAGCAGCUUCGAGGAGGCCCUGGAGGAGCUGUCCCCCGUCCACAAGAGGAAGGGACGCCAGUCCAACUGGAACCCGCAGCACCUGCUCAUCCUGCAGGCCCAGUUUGCCUCCAGCCUCCGAGAGACGGCUGAAGGCAAGUACAUCAUGUCGGACCUGGGCCCCCAGGAGCGGGUGCACAUCUCCAAGUUCACGGGCCUCUCCAUGACCACCAUCAGCCACUGGCUGGCCAACGUCAAGUACCAGCUGCGGAGGACAGGGGGGACGAAGUUCCUCAAGAACCUCGACACAGGGCACCCUGUUUUCUUUUGUAGCGAUUGUGCCUCUCAGUUCAGAACUGCCUCCACCUACAUCAGCCACCUGGAGACGCACCUCGGCUUCAGCCUGAAGGACCUCUCCAAGCUGCCGCUCGGUCAGAUCCAGGAGCAGCAGAGCGUCUCCAAAGUGCUGAGCAGCAAGCCCCUGGGCCCCCUGGGCCUGGCCGAGGAGGACCUGGGCUCCACAUUCCAGUGCAAGCUCUGCAACAGAACUUUCGCGAGCAAGCACGCAGUAAAACUGCACCUUAGCAAGACACACGGCAAGUCGCCAGAGGACCACCUGAUCUACGUGACGGAGCUGGAGAAGCAGUAGUGUCCAGGGCCGCACGGGACUCCCACCCUGCUGUGCUGCACUAGGCCUGGCCUGAGCCGCUGAAAUCAGUCUCUCCUUUGUUGCUGACCUGCCUGUCUGGACUCGGUUUUUCUUACACAUAUUUUGUAGUUAUAUUUAUAUGCUCUUUGUCUGAUCUGUGCAUGUUCUUUUUCUUUUUUUUUUUUUCUUCCGUGAGUCAAAGUCUGACCUUUAUUUUCAGCAUCCGUUCUUGUUGUUAAGCUCUCUGUUGUAGGAAAUAGUGGGGCACGCUCGGAGACAUUGUUUGGCAGUAAAGAAAGAUACAAAUAGCAGCGAUAAAAAGACAUCCUAAAAUUACGAAGUUGCCAUGACAAUAAAGGUCUCGGGACCUGGUGGUGUCAAGUUUAACCCUUUGAGGACUUUAUCUCUGUGCCUUUCACUCAAAAAUUAAAAAAAAAAAAUUAAAAAAAAGAGAGAAGGGGGAAAAGGCGCUUAAAGGCUUUUCGUUCAGAUCAAAAGCUGUGUCAGACACAAAACCUAUUUAAUAAUUAAAAAUGAGCUUUUAUAUGCAGGACUGGUGUGUGACAACACAUGCAUGCAGAGGUUGAGGCAGGAGGCUGUCUAGGACUCCGGGGUCAGGAAGCCACAACUUUAUAUGUUCAAAACAAGAGCAACGUGCACCCCAGUCGUCACUAUGCCCCAACCCCCUGGAUGCUGAAAAAUGCCACUUUUGGCAAAAAAGUAUGCAAGCUUAUUAUUUAAAAAUGUGUAAAAAUGCUAUUUCUUUUUUCCUGUAAAAUAUUGCAGUUUAUAGUUAUUUACAAAUGUAAGCUUUGGUAUCAGCUGACCUUUCUAUAGCGUGAUGCAUUGGUAAAUGAAAAAAAAAAAACACAGAAAAAAAAAACCAAAAAAAAAUAGGGCAAAUGUUGGAUCCUUUCCUUGUAAAUUGCCAGCAUCAGCUUACCACGCCUGUAUGUUACAUAUCAUAUCAUUUUAAUCUACUCAACUUUCUUUGUACCUUCUGGCUGUAUGCGUUCUCUUUUAACUUUUUAUAUUGUCAUUUUAUAUUAAAUUUCUGUGUAUAUAAUGUAAAACCACAAUUUUUGGAUAAAAUUUAGUUCCUGCAGCUUGAUUUAAAUAGAGAAAUUUUACUGGCACCUGCAUCUUCUCGGAUGCAUGUACUCAGAGGAACUAUCAGACAAAAAUAAAUAAAUAAAAACAAAGCAAGCAAUGCACUAUUAAUUAUACAUUUUGAUGUCCUGUCAUUAAUAUUGUACAGUACAUUUCGGUUCACACAAUUAAAUCCACUGUUUUCUCAAAUGUAAAAUAAACCCACACGCAGUUCUUGAUUUACA